AUGAAGAAUCACAAUACUUCACCAAAUACGCGACAAACCCUAAACCACCCCAAAACGCCUUCUCAUCGAAAUGAGAUUCCAAUUGUCCAAAACACUUUUUUGAUUUCGUUGUUGAAUCUAACCCACAAAAUUACUCUUUUUCAGUCUUCAAAACACAGGCGGCUUGAAGUCCAAAACAUUGACAUAGAAAGUGUUGAAGAUGACACUUCCAAAAAUUCUCUCUACAAAACGAUAGAUGAAAAAACAUAUGCUGGAGAUGUUGAGGCAUUUUUCAACCCUAAAAACAGAUUUCUGGCGGAGUACUCAACGUACCUUGUUGACAAAUUGACGUCUCUUGGCGCAACAUUCAACAUGAAAAUACAAAAACAUAUUCACACAUUUAAUGUUAUUCAAUCAGUCACAUAUGACGGUCUUACUUUUUCAGAAAAAGACGUUUUGAGAAAAGGAUUCUUUAUUAAUAAAAUAUUGGUCAAAAGAAUCAAGGACAACGCAUCACAAGACAAGGCUGUGUUAUUCCCAAAAGACUUGGAACUUAUGUCUAUUAUCAUCAAUGUGUAA
Molecule: messenger RNA, 558 nt
Organism: Entamoeba invadens IP1
Lineage: Eukaryota; Evosea; Mastigamoebida; Endamoebidae
Exons: 1
Coding region: 1-558 (185 amino acids)
Source: RefSeq, a predicted model, not a curated record